Molecule: messenger RNA, 4758 nt
Organism: Parnassius mnemosyne (clouded apollo)
Lineage: Eukaryota; Metazoa; Arthropoda; Insecta; Lepidoptera; Papilionidae
Source: the annotation of a GenBank genome assembly
AUGAUAUCUCGCGAGAAGAGCGACUACGUUCGCAAAGUGCAGGAAAAGGCCGUUAUCGAAAAGAGACAAAUGGCGGUGGAAAGCCGCGCGAGCGAGGCGCAGGUGGGGAAGGACGGCAGGGAGAGCCGGGAGUCGCAGGAGAGCGUAGAGCCUGCGCCGACAGAAGUGCGCGUGCUCACGCUCAACCACGGCGAGCAUCAGGACGCCACCAUCUACCGAUUCGAGAAAGGUUGCUACAUACAUUUUUCUCCAGGUCCAAGUCUACUCGGGCGGAAAGUCUUCUUGUAUACCAAUUAUGUCGCGACCGACACCCAGUUCGUGCGUAACCAGUACUACGGGCUGGAGUGGAGGCGCGGCUCGGACGACGAGGGUGAGGCGGGGGAGGGGGCGGGCGGCGAGCCGCUGGGCAGCGGCCUGUUGAUCACGGACACCGACGUGUACUGUGCGUUGCGGCUGGCGCGCGCCGGCAGCUUCCACUACUACUUCGUGUACGACAGCGCGGAGUCACAUCUCGGUCCCCAGGGCUCUGGCUGGUUCCACGUGAGCCCCACACUACGAGCGGGCGAGCGCGUGCUGACUCCGGACGCGAUCAUGUGCCAGACCGUGCUGGCCAAGUGCCUGGGGCCGCUGUCGCGCUGGGAGCGUGCGCUGCGUCCCGCCCGCGAGGCGCGCUACAACAUGCUGCACUUCACGCCCGUGCAGGAGCUGGGCGCGUCCAAUUCAAGCUACAGCAUCGCGAACCAACUCCGCCUGAACCCGCGCUUCAGCGAUGACGGUUCGCGCGAAGCCACAUUCGCAGACGUUGAAAAUUUUGUGGCCAAAAUACGGAACGAGUGGAACAUGGUGUCUAUCUGCGACGUGGUGCUGAACCACACGGCCAACGAGACGGCGUGGCUGGCGACGGCGCCCGAGGCGACGUACAACUGCCUCAACUGCCCGCACCUGCGCCCCGCCGCGCUGCUCGACGUCGUGCUGGCGCGCCUCGCCGCCGACCUGGCGCCGCGCCGCCUCACGCAGCCCGACCAGCUCGAGGGCGUGAUUCACAUCCUGGAGACACAGCGGCUGGUGGAGGCCCGCCUCCACGAGCUGUUCAUGUGCGACGUGGACUCGCUGGUGGAACAGUUCCAGAGCCUGGCCCGCAACAAGGUGCCGGCGAUGCGCGUGGAGGGGACGGGGGAAGGGGAAGACGCGCUGCAGCUGCAGCCUGACCCGCUGUACCGUCGCCUGCGCGCCACCAUAGAUAUGGAUCUCGCGCUGCGCCUAUAUAACGUCUACAGGCCGGAGUGUGGCGACGAAGAGGCGCGCGUGCGCGCGUGCGGCGAGGCGCUGGCGCAGCGCCUGGCGCAACUCAACGCGGCACAGGCCGACGAGCUGCGCGCGCACCUGCGUGCCGCCGCAGCCAACUGCCUGGCCGCCAUGAGAUACUAUCGCCUGCAACCGGACGGACCCAAAAUUGAGGAAGUUAGCGAGAAACACCCACUGGUGCCUAGGUAUUUCACAUACCCGUGUCCGAUGGGUUCCCUGGAGGAGAUGGAGGCGCUCAUCUACUCGGACGAGGGCCGGUUCGUGAUGGCGCACAACGGCUGGGUGAUGGACGCCGACCCGCUGCAGGAUUUCGCGGCACGCGCUGCCGGCGGCCGCGUGUACUUGCGCCGCGAGCUCAUCGCCUGGGGCGACAGCGUCAAGCUCAGAUACGGUGAAAAGCCGGAGGACAGUCCGUUCCUGUGGGCGCACAUGCGCGAGUACGUGGAGCUGACGGCCGAAGUGUUCGACGGCCUGCGCCUCGACAACUGCCACUCGACCCCGCUUCAUGUAGCUGAGUAUAUGCUGGACUGUGCCAGGAAUGUGAAGCCCGACUUGUAUGUAGUGGCCGAGUUGUUUACGAACUCGGACCAUGUGGAUAAUAUAUUUGUGAAUCGACUCGGUAUUACUUCACUUAUCCGAGAGGCGCAGAGCGCGUGGGACGCGCAGGAGCAGGGGCGGCUGGUGCACCGGUUCGGCGGCCGCGCCGUCGGCUCGCUGGCGCCGCGCCACCGCGCCGCCGCGCCGCGCGUCGCGCACGCCAUGUUCCUCGACCUCACGCACGACAACCCGUCGCCGCUCGACAAGCGGUGCGUGUUCGACAUGCUGCCGACGGCGGCGCUGGUGGCCAUGGCGUGCUGCGCCACCGGCAGCACGCGCGGCUACGACGAGCUGGUGCCGCACCACAUCCACGUGGUGGAGGAGUCGCGGCUGUACUGUGAGUGGGGUGAAGAUGGGGUGGGUGAGGGUGCAGGGGUGGGGGCGGCGGAGGGGCGAGUGGGGGGCGGCAGCGGACUGCUGGCGGCGCGCCGCGCGCUCAACGAGCUGCACUACCAGCUCGCCGUCGAUGGUUACAGCGAGGUGUAUGUCGAUCAGAUGGAUGCGGAUGUCAUAGCUGUAACCAGACAUGAACCUCGUUCUAGAAAGUCAGUAAUUUUAGUUGCAUUCACGGCGUUCAACGCGCCCGAUCCCUCAUUCGGCGGCCGCUACGUUAAACCUUUGCGUUUCGAAGGACAAUUGGACGAGAUCAUUUUCGAGGCGAACAUGCGCCAUGUUGAUUACAGAACGAGCGGGCAGCCGUUCAAACCGCCGAGCUCGUUCACGAAACACGCUCAGUACAUAAACGGGCUGAGCGAGUACGAGGUGUGCGUGCAGCGGAGCGUUGCGCUGGCACAGUCGAGCGUGUUCGCGGGCGCGCGGCGCGAGGGCGCGCACACCGUGCUGGAGUUCCGCGCGCUCGGCCCGGGCGCCGUGGUGGCGCUGCGCGUGUCGCCGGACGCGCCGCACGCCGCCGCUCUGGCCGCGUCGCGCAACGUUGCGCCGCACGCGCUGGCCGCCGCGCUGGCGCCCGCGCUCGCUGACCUAGACCUCGCCGACUUCAACACGCUGCUGUACUGCUGCGACGCGGAGGAGCGCGAGCGCUGCGACGGCGGCGUGUACGACGUGCCCGGCUACGGCCCGCUCGUGUACGCCGGCCUCCAGGGCGUCGUGUCACUGUUCGACGAGGUGGUGGCGCGGGAUGACCUCGGGCACCCGGUGUGCGACAACCUGCGCGCCGGCGACUGGCUGGUGGAGUACCAGUGGCGGCGGCUGGAGGCGGAACCGCGGCUGGGUGGCGUGGCGGCGUGCUACCGCGCGGCGCUGGCCCCGCUGGCCGGGCUGCCGCGCUUCCUGCUGCCGAUGUACUUCGAGGCGGCGGCGCGCGCGCUGCACGCGGCCGUGGAGCGCGCGGCGGCGGCGCGGCUGGGCGCGUGGGCGCGCGGCGGGCGCGCGGUGCGCGAGCUGGCGCUGACGGGCGUGCAGCUGACGGCCGCCGUGCGCUCGGCGCCGCUGCCCGGCGGCCGCGCGCGCGCCUCGCUGUCGGCCGGCCUGCCCCACUUCGUCACCGGCUACAUGCGCUGCUGGGGCCGCGAUACCUUCAUUGCGCUGCGCGGCCUCUAUCUCCUCACCGGCCGCUAUCAGGACGCACGAGCCCACAUCCUGGCGUACGCUGCUUGCUUAAGACAUGGGCUCAUACCUAAUUUGCUAGAUGGCGGUCAUAACGCUCGCUUCAACUGUCGUGAUGCGGUCUGGUGGUGGUUGCAAAGUAUAAAACAGUACUGCAGCGAGGCGCCGCAAGGCUAUGCGCUGCUGGGCGAGCCGGUGGCACGCUUGUUCGCGCGCGACGGGGAGCCCGCGCCCCGCACACAGCCGCUGUACGACGUCAUGCAGGAGGCGCUUGACACGCACUUUCAGGGCCUUGUGUUCCGAGAGCGAAACGCCGGGCGCGCCAUCGACGCCCACAUGACAGAUAAAGGAUUCAACGUGCAAAUCGGUAUCGACCCCGAGACCGGAUUCCCGUUUGGGGGUAACGAUUACAAUUGUGGCACUUGGAUGGACAAGAUGGGCUCGUCGGAGGCGGCGGGCACGCGCGGGCGGCCGGCCACGCCGCGCGACGGCAGCGCCGUGGAGCUGGUGGCGCUCGCCUACAGCGUGGCGGCCUGGCUGGCGGCCCAGCACCGCGCCGCGCGCUUCCCGCACGCCGGCGUGGCGCGGCGCCACCGCGGCGGCGCGCUCACCGCCUGGACCUACGCGCAGUGGGCCGAGCGCAUCCGCCGCAACUUUGAGCGCUUCUUCUGGGUGCCGGCCGCGCCCAGCGCCGCCGACUUGCGUCCCGACCUCGUGCACCGCCGCGCCAUCUACAAGGACACGCACGGCGCCACGCGCCCCUGGGCCGACUACCAGCUGCGCUGCAACUUCCCCGUCGCCAUGGCCGUCGCGCCCGAACUCUUCGACCCGAAGCACGCUUGGCUUGCGCUCGACAACGUCGAGCGGCUGCUGCUGGGCCCGCUCGGCCUGAAGACGCUCGACCCGGCCGAUUGGGCGUACCGCGGCGACUACGACAACUCGAACAAUAGCGACGACCCGAACGUCGCCCACGGAUACAACUAUCACCAGGGCCCCGAAUGGGUGUGGCCGCUCGGGUUCUAUCUGCGGGCGCGUCUCGCGUUCGCACAGGAGAACGGUGUGUACGCGAAGACGGUGGCCGCAUCGUACGCGGCACUGGCGCCGCUCGUGAGCGAGCUGCGUGCGUCGCCGUGGCGCGGCGUGCCCGAAUUGUGCAACGCGGGCGGCGCGUACUGCGCGGACUCGUGCCGCUCGCAGGCCUGGAGUUCGGGCACGGCGCUGGAGGCGCUGCACGAGCUGGAGCUGGCGCGGCGCGCGCUGGGCCCCGCCGCGCCGGCGCCGGCGGACUGA